Messenger RNA from Oncorhynchus masou masou (cherry salmon), 3476 nucleotides. Its product is annotated as BRISC complex subunit abraxas 2-like. The record is from RefSeq and is a predicted model, not a curated record. Gene Ontology annotation, biological process: protein K63-linked deubiquitination; mitotic spindle assembly; attachment of spindle microtubules to kinetochore. Gene Ontology annotation, molecular function: polyubiquitin modification-dependent protein binding; microtubule binding. Gene Ontology annotation, cellular component: nucleus. NCBI's taxonomy places the organism in Eukaryota, Metazoa, Chordata, Actinopteri, Salmoniformes, Salmonidae.
AGAUGGGGAUGUUUCCAUCAUGGCGGCUUCCAUUUCGGGCUAUACUUUUAGUUCUGUGUGUUAUCACAGCGCUAACAGCAACUCUGAUCAUGAGGGCUUCCUUUUAGGAGAAGUAAGGCAAGAGGAAACUGUCAGCAUCAGUGAUACACAGAUCAGCAGUGCUGAACUCCUCCAAGUAGUAGAAGUCCAUAAUCAUGAACCUUGUGCACAGUUAUUUAGUUUUUAUGAUUAUGCUGGAAAAGUCAAUGAUGAGAAUCUUAACAGAAUUCUUAAAGACAGACACAAAAAUGUCAUCGGCUGGUACAGGUUCAGGAGGAACACGCAGCAGCAGAUGUCGUUCAGGGAACAGAUCAUCCACAAGCAGCUGACCCAGCUCCUGGGCGUGCCCGACCUAGUCUUCCUCCUCUUCAGCUUCAUCUCCACAGCUAACAACUCCACACACGCACUGGAGUAUGUGCUGUUCAGACCCAACCGCAGCAGGUACAACCAAAGGGUGACCCUCCACAUCCCCAACCUGGGCACCACCAGCCAGCAGGAAUACAAAGUCUCCUCUGUCCCCAACACCUCACUCAACUAUGCCAAGGUCAUCAAAGAGCACGGCGCUGAAUUCUUUGAUAAAGACGGUGUGAUGAAGGAUAUCAGAACAAUUUUUCAAGUCUACGGUGCACUACAAGAUAGAGUGCAAGCUGUAUGUGGAGAGGUUGAGCAGAAUGAACGCGUGAAAGAGAAAUUCCAGGAGGAGGUGAACAAACUCAAACAGCAAAUUGCUCUCAGGAAACAAAAAUCCGCAGAGGAGGAGAGAAGACUCCAGGAGGCGCAGAACCCUGAGCAACGUCCUACUCCUGAGGAGAACUCUGAGACCUCCCUCCUGUCCAGGGUGAUCUUUCACACCCCAUCUACCCCCGAGCGGCUAGGUCCCUACGAACCCCCUUCCUACGCAGACCUCCUCUCCUUGCAGGAUGACUCGCUCCUCCCCUCCUUGUCCUCCCCUACCAGUGCUGCGCUGCUUCCCCGUCCCCAGGCUGUGGGCUCUCCAGGCCACCCUUCUCCCAGUCCUCUGGGUCUGAACCCCAGCCCUGCUCCUAGCCCCAGUACGCCCUACCUGGGGAACGGAGACGGAUCCAGCUCUGACUCCCUGGACAGACAGGCUGCAGGGCAAGAGGAUGAUGAUGAUGAUGAGGAGGAGGAGGAUGAUGAUGAUGAGGACAGCAGUGAGUAUGAGAACCUUGUGAGUGAGGUGGCACAGUUGCCCCCGGUAACUGCCAGUGUGUUGGCGCAGGGCCGCCCAGACGGUGAUGCCUCAGUCCUUGGCUCACAGACUUCAUAGACGCCAGCCAUGGGGACACAAUUAACUGACACUCUGGGAGAGGAUGGCAUCCCAACCAAUCAAAGAGAGUAGUCUUCUAUAUUACAGAGGAAGUGCCAGUCCAGAAAAUAAAAGGCAUGUGUAUUUCUGUUCGCUUUUAGUUUGAUAACCAUUCUGAGGGGUAAUGUCAUGCUUCAUGGGCUAUACUUUUCUGUCUAGUGUGGUAAAGAUAGUCAGUUGGAGCCUGGCUGCCUCCAGUGAAUGUGUUUGAUUUAGGGACUGAUUACGUUAUAACUGAAUAAACGCCAACCGGUUUGUCCGACCUCUCUGAAUGGAUAGACCCACUCCGCUCGUCCUGGAUCAUGCUGCGUCACAUCUGCAUCAUCAACUUUGAGCAUCCAAUUGUACCAUUACCUCUUGCACUAUGUUUGCCUUUUAACAAUUUCUUUAAGACAAGCAAAGGGAAAAUGUUCUGUGGCCUUCAAACUUUUCUUUUUAGUGAGAUAGGUGGGUAGAUCUUUUUUUGUCUUUCCUUUUUCUUUUUUUUGCUUAUUACAAAGAAGUAAUAUAUGUAUGCGUAAGCUAUAAUUUCAUUAGUCUGCACAGUUCUGAUACUCUACUUUGAGCUGUCUUUAUUAGGAUUUAAUUUCCUUUAACAAUCAAUGGAUUUUAUGCCUAUUUAGAUGAGAGUCUAGAUUCAGUUUUACUUCGCCACUACUGUAAUUUGUGCUUAUAUUAAUUUUUAGGACAAAAUAACAGCUAUGACCCAGUCAGAAGAAUUUGUGGAUAGCACGUCUGCAUGCAGUAUGAAGGAAGUUAGUUUCACGAGCCAAUGCUAACUAAAGUUAGCGCAAAGACGAGAAGUCUACAGGUACACUUGCAUACAAAAAAUGAUAUCUAAGAGUUCAUCUGACUAUGGGUGACUAUAAAAAAAACAGAUACUCACAGUAUCCCUAAUUAAUGUCACUCAAUGUCUCAUUUUUCUUAAAUAACACUGAAACAACUGUAUGCGCUUUGCUGCACAUAACACAUUUAGAGGAUUUCAUUAUUGUGCUUUACCAAUGCUGUUCAGUUGUGCCACUUGAGAAGUACGCUUUGAUCACCUGAGCUGAGCUAGCUCAGCUUUUGUGGAUUGUAUGGGGUUGACAGGGAGAAAACACAACGUACUCUAGCUUUACUAACCAGACCUCGCUGCUGCAUCAGAGCUACCACUAAACAAGAAAACUGCAUCGACAUUAACCUGUCUGCUUCUUUCAUCUCAUGUCCUUGCACUGCUGGUCGUCUCCAUUUCUGCCGAGUGCUGAAACUGACUAGAAUGGCUUCCCCCAAGGUAAUUCUGAGUGAACGGUUUCCCCCUGUAGCUAUAUGUUACAGUCUUGGAACAAGACAUCUUCUGACUGUCUUGUCAACACCAAUAGACCUCACACUCUCAAAGCUGAUUGGGCUAAAUGUGUAUGGACCUUGAUAAUGUGACAAAAAUGACCUCAGUUCAGAGUCCAGUGCCUUCUAUUUUGGCAGUUACACCGAAUCAUUACUACACGCACAAUGCAAGCGACUGGAAAGAAGAAAGGUUGUUCCAAUUGUGGGCAGAGUAUCCUUCACCCUGCAGUGUUAUCCAAGCCUUGUGUAUAUAGCUUUUCCCAUGUGCAGCCCACAUUGUAUGUCGCUCUUUCUGCCUUAGGGUCAACUUGCUUUCCUUCAUCACUCAGCAUUACUGUAUAAUGUCAACUCAUAGCUUGGUGGACUGGUACUCUAAUUUGUUUUAGAAAAUAUUAAUUACUGAACAACGAAGUCCCACAAAAGAUUAUGAUGACAAAUUCGAGAAAGGAGUGGUUUCCACUUGAGCACUUGAAUCAACAAUGGGAGUUAAGAAAAAGUAAUCAAUAAUGAAUGUACAGUAUAUAGGAGGUUGUAGCAUUCAAACAGCACUUAUUUAUGAGAAUCUCAGUCAUGAUGGAAGUGGCUGGCAGGAGAGAAGGGUGAAAGUACCCUUUAAUAACAUGGUUUGGCCCCUAGCUGGAAGUGGCCCCUGAGAGCCUGUAACUUCUCCCUGAAGUACAAAGUCCCAUCACAUCACUCAUGUCUGUAAGGUCGGUGGGACAGGAAAAGGCCAAGUUCUUUUGGUCACUUGGUUCUUAAGUGGGUUGUAAUAAUAAAAGAGACAUGCUUA